This is a messenger RNA of Poecilia latipinna (sailfin molly), 1075 nucleotides long. RefSeq names its product fos-related antigen 2-like. The annotation marks the transcript as partial. The record is from RefSeq and is a predicted model, not a curated record. Gene Ontology annotation, biological process: regulation of transcription by RNA polymerase II. Gene Ontology annotation, molecular function: RNA polymerase II cis-regulatory region sequence-specific DNA binding; DNA-binding transcription factor activity, RNA polymerase II-specific. The transcript has 3 exons. Gene Ontology annotation, cellular component: nucleus. Lineage: Eukaryota; Metazoa; Chordata; Actinopteri; Cyprinodontiformes; Poeciliidae.
GAUGCUCAGAGGAUUAAGAGGCGAAGACGAGUUUUGGCCGAACAUGGUGACUGUUUUUCAACCCGUUCAUCACUCUUUUUUUCUCUCUUCCCUUUUGUUGUUUUUUUUUUUUUUUUCCAGAAGUACAGGGUUGACAUGCCUGGCUCCAACAGUGCCUUCAUCCCUACAAUCAAUGCAAUCACAACCAGCCAAGACCUGCAGUGGAUGGUGCAGCCGACCGUCAUCACCUCCAUGUCCAACCCGUACUCCCGCUCCCACCCGUAUGGACAUCACCUGACCAACGGGCCGAGCCUGCUGCCGCACAACACACUGGCCCGGCCCGGGGUCAUCCGCUCCACCGGCGACCUCAGACGGCGCAAGAGGGAGGAACAGCUGACCCCGGAGGAAGAGGAGAAGCGGAGGGUGAGACGGGAGAGGAACAAGCUGGCCGCAGCCAAAUGUAGAAACCGCAGGCGGGAGCUGACGGAGAUGCUGCAGGGGGAGACCGAGAAGCUGGAGGAGGAGAAGGCCGACCUGCAGAAGGAGAUCGAGAGCCUGCAGAAGGAGAAAGACAAGCUAGAGUUCAUGCUGGUCGCCCACAACCCCGUGUGCAAGCUGCCCGUCGACGAGCGCCAUCAGCAGUCCAGCCACCACCAGCAGCAGCAGCAGCAGUGCAACCCGCUGCAGCUCACCAUGCGCCCCAGCCUGAAUCCGCGUGCACAGAUGAACCAGGUGGUGGUGAAGCAGGAGCCCGAGGACAUAGAGGAGGAGGUGGGCAAGCCCCAGCGCUCCGUCAUCAAGCCCAUCUGCCUGGGAGGCGGCGGCAUCAGCGGCGGGAUGUACUGCCCGGACGGAGACAGCCUCAAUACGCCGGUGGUGGUGGCGUCCACCCCAGCAGCCACGCCAAACGCCCAAAACCUCAUAUUCACCUAUCCCAACAUGAUGGAGCCCGAGAGCCCCUCGCCCUCUUCCGAGUCCUGCUCCAAAGCCCACCGGCGCAGCAGCAGCAGCGGCGACCAAUCCUCCGACUCCCUCAACUCACCCACGCUCCUGGCGCUCUGAGUCAGCCAGGGCGGGGCGCCGAGGCCCAGCUGGG